This is a messenger RNA of Opisthorchis viverrini, 468 nucleotides long. RefSeq lists its product as hypothetical. The record is from RefSeq and is a predicted model, not a curated record. Lineage: Eukaryota; Metazoa; Platyhelminthes; Trematoda; Opisthorchiida; Opisthorchiidae. The transcript has 4 exons. The coding region runs from base 1 to 468 and encodes 155 amino acids.
AUGAUAAUGAAAGACAGAUCACUGCGGGCGGAGUUAAUUUUGAACAAAACGCUUCAUUUACUUUGUGUAGAGUUUGCCGAGUCAGACAAAACCAAUGCCACAUAUGCCCCGACAGACCCCGGUUCUGGGACUGGGGAAGACAAGCGUUGUCAAGAUCUUCCAGGAAUGCUUUGGCUAGCAAGAAGGACGGAUAUUACAAUCUUGGCGUGUGAUAUGAAUGCGCAUUUUGGACGACAAUAUCAAAAGAAGCACAGUUCAGUGUGGCUGAAGAGUAUGAAGCUGAGCUGGCUACAAAGCUGCUGUGAACAGACGGUCAUGCGGAUGAAGAAGAUUGAUCAAAGUUCCAAUGAAGGUGAACGUCGGCCGCUGAACGACAAGAACAAACCGACCCGGGAAACUUGGGCGAAACCCCCAUCCUGUGUAUUUAUCCAUGAAUUCAUGUCCCCAUACACUCGCACGCACCCAUAA